This is a messenger RNA of Lasiosphaeria miniovina, 1305 nucleotides long. RefSeq names its product Glucanosyltransferase-domain-containing protein. The record is from RefSeq and is a predicted model, not a curated record. Bases 1 to 1305 code for a protein of 434 amino acids. Gene Ontology annotation, molecular function: 1,3-beta-glucanosyltransferase activity. Gene Ontology annotation, cellular component: plasma membrane. Gene Ontology annotation, biological process: fungal-type cell wall organization; fungal-type cell wall (1->3)-beta-D-glucan biosynthetic process. Lineage: Eukaryota; Fungi; Ascomycota; Sordariomycetes; Sordariales; Lasiosphaeriaceae. The transcript has 4 exons.
AUGAAGUUUUCAGGCAUCGCAGCCGCCGCCAUACUGGGCGUGGCGGCCACAAAUGCCGUUGAGACUAUCUCGGCUGUUGGCAACAAGUUCUUUCUGGAAAGUGGCAAACAGUUCUUUGUGAAAGGAGUCGCUUACCAAUUGGUAGAGGAGGACCCCCUUGUGGACGGCGAGCAGUGCAGCCGGGAUGCUGCGCUCAUGAAGACGCUGGGCACCAACACUAUCCGCGUCUACCACGUCGAUGCUACCAAGGACCACACCAAGUGCAUGAACGCGUUCGCCGACGCUGGAAUCUACACUCUUAUUGACUUGGAUACGUUCGACACAUAUAUCCUGCCCAAUGCACCAUCCUGGAACCAGACCCAGGUCGAUGCGUACGCAGCUGUUAUGGAUGCCUUCAUAAAAUACGACAACGUGCUGGGCUUCUUCGUCGGCAACGAGAUCAUUGCCAUUGCGAACCAGUCCUUGGCUGCGCCCUACAUCAAGGCCUCUGUCCGCGACGUGAAGAAGCACCGCGAGUCCAAGGGCUACCGCAAGGUGCCCAUUGGCUACUCGGCUGCUGACAUCGCCGAGCUGCGGCCCAUGCUCCAGGACUACCUGACCUGCGGCGGAGACGACUCCCAGAACGUCGAUUUCUUUGCGCUCAACUCUUACGAGUGGUGUGAUGUCACGACCUACGACGUCUCGGGCUAUGCGAACCUCCAGAAGCAGGCCGUCAACUUUCCCGUGCCCAUCUUCUUCUCCGAGACGGGCUGCAACGUGCCGGGCCCCCGCCUCUUCGACGACCAGCAGGCCAUCUUCGGCAAGGAAAUGUCCUCGGACUGGAGCGGCGCCAUCAUUUACGAGUGGAUUGAGGAGGCCAACCACUACGGCCUCAUCUCUUACGGGCCCCCCGUGGCCCCGACCGCGACGGGCAGCAACAUCAGGGGCGGCUUCUCGCGGGCCGGCACCCCGACCCCCGUCUCACCCGAUUUCAACAACCUCAAGUCGCAGUGGGCCAAGAUCACCCCGUCGGGCGUCGCCCAGUCCGACUACAGUCCAAGUUUGGUCUCGACCCGCGCCUGCCCCGCCUCCACCCAGGACGGCUGGCUAGUCAAUGGCAACGUCGCCCUGCCGAGCAUCGGGCAGGUGUUUACCGGCGCUUUGUCUACGGUGCCAAUCGCGAUCCCGACCACCACCACCACCGCCGCCCUCGGAUCCGCGGCUACGACUUCGACGACAAAGAACCCGGCGCCUGCGAACAAGGAGAUUGCCGGCAUGAGCGCCGGGCUGGCUGGCGUCAUGCUCUUCUUCACCUUUUGGCUCUGA